UGGAAUGAAAGGUAUCUUAGUACUAAUAAAUAGUACUGAAGCAUUGACCAACCAUGUGCACGGCACUGAAGCUUUUAAUCCUAGUCGAACACAAAUCCAAACUGAAAAUGCAUACCUAUACGUCACAUUCACUCUUUCGUUCAUUCACUUACUUUUUUUGCAGUUUCAUAUUACAAAAGUUAUGAAAUAUAAGCCCCUAGAAACAAAGAUAUUGAGAUUUUAAACAUGAUAUUGAUUUAUCUCACAAUAAUCGAGAAGUACCAAACUCGCAGUCAUAACUAUAUGACUCAUAGACACAGAGCAAUCCUUAAGAAAAUAUAGUACUUAGGCCAGAAAUCUGAAUGUCAACAUCAUCUGAUUUUUUCCAAAGAUAGAAAAGAUAAUAAAUAUAAUAAAAUAGUUCUCAAGCUUAUAAAAUUAGGAUUUAUAUUUCACAAACAGUGAUUGGUAUCUAACUCGUCAUGAUCUUGUAGUGAUAGUGAUAACAUCUUACAUGAUAAGGUGUCAGACCGCGAUGCUGUUGAUAGCCAGUGCACUAUCGCGACUCUUAGCGCGAGCAGGUACCCAUGACCUGACGGUUGGUGAAGUGCAAAAUACCUAAAUGAAAACAGAACCUACAACUAAAAUGUUGCAUGCGUCAGAGAUUAGGGAGCAAAAUAUAGACUUUACGAUUAUUUAUUUAAAUAUAUAACACUUUAUAUAUUUCCAGCCCGGUUACCGUUCGUUCCUAUCUAUCUACUGUUGCAUUUAUUAAGUGACUGAUCGAUAAUUUUUCAACUAACUCAUACCUGUUAAAUGAUUUUAUAAAUCACUGGCUUCCAAAAAUCAUAACUUAGCUAUAUUUAGAAAGAAAAAAACAAGUGCCGUGGUUAGUAAAUUGUAGCAAGAUGUCUCACGAGGAGGUGGAGAGUGCCAACUGGAAGGGUGCGAACAAGCGGGUGUCCUCGCGGAAGAGCUUGGAGAGCCCGCCGCCGCCGCCGCCCGACGGCGGCUGGGGCUGGGUCGUAGUCUUUGCCUCCUUCAUGAUACAUAUAGUCAUUGACGGGCUGACCUAUUCAUUCGGCGUUUUAUAUUAUGAGUUCCUGGGCUACUUUCAAGAGGGCGAAAGCAAGACCGCGUGGAUCGUAUCAAUACUGUGCGCGAUCACACUCAGUUCAGGCCCAUUAACGGGUUCACUUGUGAACCGUUGGGGCUGUAAACUGGUGACGAUGUUCGGAGGCUUGCUAGCCGCGGCCUGUAUUAUCGCGUCGGCCUUCGCGGGCAACGUGCUGACGCUCAUCUUCACCAUCGGUGUGGGCACCGGCUUCGGCUGCGGCCUCAUCUACCUGCCCGCCAUCGUCAGCGUCACCGUCUGGUUCGAGCGGUACAGAAGUCUUGCUACAGGCAUUGCAGUGUGUGGUUCAGGACUUGGAACGUUUAUUUUUCCGCAUUUAACAAAGGGUCUAAUCUCCAGUUAUGGUUGGAGAGGUGCUUUGGUUAUUAUUGGCGCCCUUAUAUCAAACUGCAUUCCAUUAGGCUUUUUGUUUCUACCAGUACCCGAAAUGCCCAGAACAGCGGCUAGCGAUCCGACGCUUACAAAACUAAAGAAAUCAGGAUUGAAAAAAUCCCAAAGUACUGAGCACAUGGCUCGAGCAAACGGCCGUACAGAAGACGGCGAUGUGGCUAGACUAACUCUCUCGCAGCCCGCCCUGAACAAAUCUCACGAGCCUAAGCAGCAGCCGCAUUCUAGACAUGGCAGCGGUAUCAUGAACAGACCUGAUGUACUAUAUCAAGGAAGUAUGACAAGCCUCUCGAAAUUCCGGGCUUCAUCUCCAGUAAGAAUUCAAACUAUGACCAAAGACGAAGAGUCUAAAUCGCCUUUAUCGGAAAUGCUUGAUGUAUCUCUGUUGGUGGACCCCAUAUUUGUAUUAUUCUCUGUAUCAAACAUUUUGACUAAUAUAGGAUUUUAUAUACCCUAUGUUUAUACUGUGACCAUGAGCAAUGAGUUGGGUGUCGAAAAUCCGGAACGUUUAAUUUCUAUAAUGGGGGCGGCUACUUUAGUCGGGAGGAUAGUUCUCGGCUUUGUUAGCGACAAACCUUGGGUGAAUAGGUUGAUGGUGUACAAUGUGUGCCUCACGAUAGCUGGCAUGAGUAUGGCUUCAGCAGCAGUGUGCACAGAGUUCUGGGGUCUAGCCAUGUAUGCGGCGAUGUACGGCUUCACGUCUGGAGCAUACGUGGGAUUAACGUCGGUGGUACUGGUGGAUCUUUUUGGGAUGGAGAAACUGACUAAUGCCUUUGGCCUCUUGCUAUUUUUCCAAGGCUUGGCGUCACUAUUUGGGGCGCCUCUUGCAGGAUGGCUCGUGCAAGCGACAGGCUCAUAUACGCCCACUUUCAUUGGGGCCGGAGCUUUCGUGUCGGUCAGCGGGGUGAUGCUAUUCGUGAUACCAUUGAUGCAGCGACGCCGGCGCACGAGCCCUGCGCGCGCGCGCUCACCUCAGGAGCUACCUUUGGACCAUAUGUAGUGGCUUGCCAACGGGGUGCGCACACAAUCCUUCAGGCAAAUUGCGGUUUAAAAAUUGCUACGGCUGUGGCUUUGAUCUUGCUAUACCACGACUUUGACAGGUCUGGCAGCGCAUCUAACACUCACUAAUAAGCGCGAGCGAUCCUCAGGGUCGUAUCAGUAAUCAGUUCCAAACCACCGAAUAUUCCUUCACCAAUAUGGUAUAUAUGUAUUUUAUUCUAGUGCUCGUACUAUAGAAGAAGAUAAUUAAACUUUUACAAAGGUGAAAAUAGCUAAGAAUUUGUAAAUAUGGCUUAUCUUAGCAACGAAUGCAUGUGAUAAAAGUUUUGAUGACUGAAGCAUUAAACUCAUUCCAAAGAUAUAGUUUACGCAUAGCUAACUUAGUACAUGGAAUAUAUUGUAGGUAUGACGAAAAAUAAAUAAUGUAAAUAUAGUAUUUAACGAAAAGGUGCAGUAAUAAUAUAUUUAUUUUAACCUUA
Cydia pomonella (codling moth) is the source of this 2979-nucleotide messenger RNA. RefSeq names its product monocarboxylate transporter 13-like. The transcript has 7 exons. Gene Ontology annotation, biological process: transmembrane transport; monocarboxylic acid transport. Gene Ontology annotation, molecular function: monocarboxylic acid transmembrane transporter activity. The record is from RefSeq and is a predicted model, not a curated record. The coding region runs from base 888 to 2501 and encodes 537 amino acids. NCBI's taxonomy places the organism in Eukaryota, Metazoa, Arthropoda, Insecta, Lepidoptera, Tortricidae.